Molecule: messenger RNA, 7698 nt
Organism: Onthophagus taurus
Lineage: Eukaryota; Metazoa; Arthropoda; Insecta; Coleoptera; Scarabaeidae
Gene: FASN1
Product: Fatty acid synthase 1
Biological process (GO): fatty acid biosynthetic process
Molecular function (GO): fatty acid synthase activity; oxidoreductase activity; 3-oxoacyl-[acyl-carrier-protein] synthase activity
Source: RefSeq, a predicted model, not a curated record
CAUCCAGAUCCAGUAAUGAAUGUGCCACAAUCGAUCGCGCAGGAUAAUUUUCAGCUAUCCUGUUCAGGUGAACAUAUUUCGGAUAAUUUUCAAGGGGAAAGCUUCGAAUAUACAAAAAGACGCAAAAUGCCCGCCAGAGCACCAGAUAUGCAACAAAACGGCCAAGUGCACGAACUCAUCGACGAUGUCGUUAUUACCGGGAUUUCGGGUCGUUUUCCCGAGAGUAAUAACAUGGAGGAAUUUAGACAACAACUUUUCGACGGGAUCGAUUUGGUGACAGACGACGAAAGACGAUGGCCUUCCGGUUUGUAUGGUUUGCCGACGCGUACCGGGAAAUUAAAAGACAUCUCUCAUUUCGACGCGACGUUUUUUGGUGUUCACGCCAAACAAGCCCAUGUUAUGGAUCCCCAAUUAAGAUUAUUAUUGGAGUUAACACACGAAGCUAUCGUUGAUGCUGGUAUGAGCCCCGCAGAAUUAAAAGGAUCAAAAACUGGGGUGUUUAUUGGAGUAUCUGACAGUGAAUCGUCUGAGUAUUGGACGUACGAUCCCGAUAAAAUUAAUGGAUAUGGUUUAACCGGUUGUUGUAGAGCUAUGUUCCCAAAUAGAAUCUCAUACACAUUUGAUUUUAACGGCCCAAGUUACGCCAUUGAUACUGCUUGCUCAAGUAGUUUAUUCGCUUUUCAACAAGCCAUAACAGCCAUAAAAACGGGUCAAUGCGAUUCGGCUAUAGUCGGCGGGGUUAAUCUUCUUUUAAAACCAACAUCUUCUUUGCAAUUUCACCGCCUUGGGAUGUUAAGCCCACAAGGGAUGUGUAAAGCUUUCGAUGAAAGUGGUAAUGGGUACGUUCGGUCGGAAGCUGCCGUUGUCGUCUUUUUGCAAAAAGCUAGUAAUUCAAGAAGAGUUUAUGCAACAGUUUUAGGGGCUAAAACUAAUACAGAUGGGAAUAAAGAACAAGGGAUAACUUACCCAUCGGGGAAUAUGCAAAAUAAAUUAAUGAAAGAGGUUUAUGCCGAAGCUGGGGUGAGCCCUUACGAAGUAUCUUACGUUGAAGCCCAUGGUACUGGUACAAAAGUAGGCGAUCCACAAGAAGUAAACUCAAUUGCAGAACUUUUUUGUAAAAAUCGCAAAGGAUCUUUACUUAUUGGAUCGGUUAAAAGUAAUAUGGGCCAUUCUGAACCAGCUUCCGGAUUAUGUUCCAUGGCAAAAGUUGUUAUCGCAAUGGAAUCGGGUUUUAUCCCCGGAAAUUUGCAUUUUAAAAGCCCCAAUCCUGAUAUUCCAGCUUUAAACGAUGGAAGGUUAAAGGUCGUAACAAAACCCGAACCAUGGAACGGUGGAAUAAUGGCAAUUAACUCAUUCGGUUUUGGCGGUGCAAACGCCCACAUCGUUUUGAGAUCCAAUCCAAAACCAAAAACGACAUGGCCCAUGGGACCUUUACCGCGAGUAAUUGGAAUUUCCGGUCGAACUGAAGAUGGGGUAAACGAAUUUUUGGAUCAAAUCGUCACCCAUAAACAAGACGAAGAAUUUUUAUCGUUAAUCGAUCAAGUACAUUCCUUAAACAUUCCCGGUCACUCCUAUAGAGGUUAUGCUGUCUUAGGGGACGAAAUUACAAAAGAAAUAUCGCAAUUACAAGGUGAUAAAAGACCCCUUUGGUACGUCUUUUCCGGGAUGGGAUCCCAAUGGCCGCAAAUGGCAAAACAAUUAAUCGAAAUUGAAAUAUUUAAGAACUCCAUCAAAAAAUGUUCUGAUGCUCUUAAACCAAAAGGAAUUAACUUAGAAGAUUUGCUUAUUAACGGCACUGAUGCCACAUUCGAUAACGUCUUAAAUUCAUUCAUAUCAAUCGCUGCCGUACAAGUGGCUUUAACCGAUAUUUUAACAACAAUUGGUUUAACUCCUGAUGGUAUCGUUGGCCAUUCUGUAGGUGAAAUUGGUUGUGCUUACGCCGAUGGAACUUUAACAGCAGAACAAGCAAUAUUAGCCGCUUAUUCAAGAGGAAAAGCCAUCAUGGAAAGUAACUUAAAUCCUGGCGCAAUGGCCGCCGUUGGAUUAUCAUGGGAAGAAUGCAAAAAACGUUGCCCAAACGAUAUUUUCCCCGCUUGCCAUAACAGCGAAGAUAGCGUAACAGUUUCCGGACCACCCGAAUCUUUAAAGAAAUUCACCGAACAACUUCAAGCUGAAGGAAUAUUCGCUAAAGUUGUUAAUAGUUCUGGAACAGCUUUUCAUAGCAAGUACAUCGCCGAAGCUGGCCCAAAACUGCGCAAAGCUUUAGAUGAAAUAAUACCAAAUCCAAAACCGAGAUCAUUUAAAUGGAUUUCAUCAUCAAUUCCUGAGGCGCAAUGGGGAUCGCCGUUGGCACAAAUGAGUUCGGCUGCUUAUCAUGUUAAUAAUCUUCUUUCGCCGGUUUUAUUCCACGAAGCUAUUCAACAUAUUCCUAAAGAUGCUAUUGUUGUUGAGAUUGCCCCACAUGCUUUAUUACAAGCUAUUUUGAAAAGAGCUUUAGGUGGAGAUUCUACUAAUAUUGGAUUGGUCAAAAGAGGACAUUCUAAUAAUGUUCAAUAUUUGUUAUCAAAUCUUGGGAGAAUUUAUAUGGCUGGUGGUCAACCUAAAUUAGGAAAUUUAUACCACACGGUACAUUUUCCAGUUGGAAAAGGAACUCCAAUGCUUUCAUCAAUGAUCAAAUGGGAUCAUUCGACUGAAUGGGCCGUUGCAAACUUUUCUGGAAAAGGUUCAAAAUCAGGCGAAUUAAUUGUAGACGUUGAUUUAAGCAAAGAAGAGUAUCAAUAUUUAUCGGGGCAUGCUAUAGAUGGAAGAAUUUUAUUCCCCGCAACGGGUUAUUUGACAUUAGUUUGGAAAACUUUCGCAAAACUCCACAACGCAGAUUUCGAAAAAUUCCCAGUUAUAUUAAAAGACAUUCAAUUCCAAAGAGCGACGAUAAUGCCAAAAGAAGGCUCAGUAAAAUUCUUAAUAAACAUAUUCGAAGGAUCGGGAGAAUUUGAAAUAUGCGAAGGAGGCUCAGUUGCAGUUUCCGGGAAAAUAUUUAAACCAGAAAACAUCGAAAAAGAAACUUUAAAUUUAUCCCCAAAAACAUCUACAGAUAACGAUUUAUUAAAUUUAACAACCGCUGAUAUUUACAAAGAAUUAAGAUUGAGGGGAUACGAUUACGAAGGUCUUUUUAAAGGAAUCACCGAAUCCGACAACAAAGGAUUAAACGGGAAAUUAAAAUGGAGCGAAAAUUGGAUUAGUUUAAUGGACACCAUGUUGCAAUUUUCAAUUUUGGGACAAAACACGAAAGAAUUAUAUUUACCAACAAGACUCCACAAAGCUGUAAUCAACCCAAAAGCUCUCUAUGAUUACUUAAACGACGAACAAAAAGACAUCCCUGUGAAUAUGUACCGAAAUAUCGGAAUUAUCCAAAUUCCCGGCGUUGAAUUAAGAGGCAUGAAAGCAAGUUUAGCCCCUAGGAGACAACAAAGUCAAUCACCACCCAAAUUAGAACGUUAUCAAUUCGUUCCAUAUGAACAAACCGUAUCAGCUUUUACUUAUGACAAAGCUAAUCAACAAGCUUUAGAAAUUUUAAUGCAAAUAGUUAACGAAAACAGCGCGGGGGCUUUAAAACUUAAAAUCGCCGAAGUUGGUUAUGCAAAAACCACAGAAACAUUUUUAACCCCUAAAUUAUUAGAUAUCCUCGAAUCAGAACCAAUGUUAUCAGUAGAUAUGACAAUUAUCACUUCAGGAGGUGUAGACACCUCUACUUUUGACUCAAAAGGAAUCAAAAUCGUCCAAAAAGAUUUAACAUCAUCAGCAAUCGAACAAAACGCUCAUUUGGUGAUUCUCCCUGAUAUUCUCAUCAAUGAAAAUCAAUCAAUUUUAGAUAACGCUAUAAAUUCGUUAAAAUCAGGCGGAUUUAUCAUGAUCGAAGGCGCAAAUGAAAUCAAUAAAAAUAUAUCCCAAAAGAAUUUAGUUGUUGUAUCUCAACAAAAAAUUGCUUCAAAAUUAUACACUUUAUUAAGAAAAUGUGUUGAAAUACCCGAAGAAUACACAAUCAUUAAAGUAAGCGAAAACAAUUUUGAUUAUGUUGAACCACUGAAAGAAGCUUUAAAAGAUUCUGAAUCAUCAGGAAAACGUAUUUAUUUAAUAAACGAAGGUGAGGAACUUAACGGGUUAAUUGGAAUGAUGAAUUGUGUUAAACAAGAACCAGGUGGUGUACACGUUCGUUCAGUAUUUAUCCAAGAUAAAAUUGAACCAUUUUCGCCAACAUCUCCUAAAUAUAUUUCGCAAUUACAAAAAGACUUAAUUCAUAAUGUUCUUAAAAAUAAAACUUGGGGAUCGUUUAGACAUCUCUCAAUCGAUCAAAUCAACGAUGCUGGAAAAUUACAAGUUGAACACGCCUAUAUUAACACAAUGAUUCGAGGUGAUUUAUCAAGUUUAAGAUGGAUUGAAGGCCCCCUUGCUUAUUACAAAGACGAUAAUCCCAACGUUGAGUUAUGUUCUGUUUAUUACGCCCCAUUAAAUUUCCGAGACAUCAUGCUAGCAACUGGAAAACUCCCACCUGACGCGCUUCCCGGAGAUUUAGCAGGACAAGAUUGCAUUUUAGGUUUAGAAUUUUCUGGGCGAAAUUCCGAAGGAAAACGUGUUAUGGGGAUGGUUUCUGCGCGAAGUUUAGCGACGUCGGUUUUGGCGGAUCCUCACUUUUUAUGGGAAGUACCUGAAAAGUGGAGUUUGGAGGAAGCCGCGACUAUUCCGGUUGUUUAUGGAACUAGUUAUUACGCUUUGGUGGUACGUGGUGGGAUGAAAAAAGGAGAAUCGGUUUUAAUCCACGCUGGAAGUGGAGGUGUUGGACAAGCUUCGAUUUCAAUCGCUUUGCAUAUGGGUUGUAAAGUUUUUACAACUGUUGGAAGUCAAAGUAAACGCGAUUUCUUAAAGAAAACGUUCCCUCAACUCACAGACGAUCAAAUUGGUAAUUCCCGCGAUACCAGUUUUGAGCAAUUAAUUAUGACCGAAACGAAUGGGCGAGGAGUUGAUUUGGUUUUAAAUUCGUUAGCUGCGGAGCAAUUGGAAGCUUCAGUUCGUUGUUUGGCUAUCGGUGGGAGAUUUUUAGAAAUUGGAAAAGUCGAUUUAUCGAAUAAUUCGCCGUUAGGGAUGAGUAUUUUCCUUAAAAAUACAACGUUCCAUGGAAUCUUAUUGGAUGCUUUAUUCGAUUCGAACACCCCAGAAAAGAAAGAAGUGAUGAGAUUAGUUACUGAAGGGAUUUCGAAUGGGGCUGUCCAACCGCUUCCAAGUACAGUUUAUGCAGAAAACCAAGUUGAGCAAGCGUUCAGAUUUAUGGCAUCGGGAAAACAUAUUGGAAAAGUUAUCUUGAAGAUAAGAGACGAAGAAAAUCGCGGACCACAACAACCGAAACAAAAAUUAGUUACUGCUAUCCCAAAAACUUACAUGCAUCCAGAUAAAAGUUAUUUAUUAGUCGGUGGUUUGGGAGGUUUCGGAUUGGAAUUAGCUAAUUGGUUAAUUCUUCGUGGCGCAACUAAAAUUGUUUUAACAUCAAGAAGCGGGAUUAAGACGGGUUAUCAAAGUUUGUGUAUAAGAAGGUGGAAAGAUCUUGGAGUGAACGUUUUAAUAUCAACGGCUGAUGCAACAACUGAACAAGGCGCGAAUAAACUUCUUGGGGAAGCUUCUUCUUUAGGACCGAUUGGAGGCAUUUUUAACUUAGCCGCGGUACUUCGAGAUGCAAUGAUGGAGAACCAAACGGAAGCCGAUUUCAAAACGGUUACAAAACCAAAAGUGGACGGCACUAAAUAUCUUGAUAUCGUAUCGAGGACUUUAGCCCCAGAAUUAGAUUAUUUCGUGUGUUUCUCAUCGGUUUCUUGCGGAAGAGGAAACGCGGGGCAAGCAAAUUACGGACUUGCAAAUUCAGUUAUGGAAAGAAUCUGCGAAAAUCGACAUAAUUGCGGACUUCCAGCUUUAGCUAUUCAAUGGGGUGCUAUUGGUGAUGUUGGACUUAUCCUCGAAACAAUGGGAGGAAACGACACCGAAGUAGGGGGAACUCUCCCACAAAGAAUGUCAUCUUGUCUUCAAACAAUGGAUGUGUUUUUACAACAACCCAACGCGGUCGUUGCAAGCAUGGUUUUGGCAGAAAAACGAAAAUCAUCCGGAAGUGGAAGCGAAAUAAGCUUAGUUGAUGCGGUUGCUAACAUUUUGGGGAUUAAAGACACCAAAAAUCUUCCAUUAAACUCAUCCCUCGCCGAUUUAGGGAUGGAUUCGUUAAUGGGUUCGGAAAUAAAACAAACUUUGGAGAGAAAUUACGAUUUGGUUUUAAGCGCACAAGAAAUUAGAGCUUUAACUUUCGGGAAAUUGGUCGAUUUAUCUUCGGGCGAAAUCGUCGUUUCUGAAUCAUCAGAAAAAUCGACAUCCAACGAUCAAUUACAAUACGAUUCAAUCACAGAAAUUAUGCCAAGCAAAUCAUUGAUAAAAAUGUCGAGUAAAAACACCGAUAACAAAAUGACCCCAGUUUUCGUUUUACAUCCAAUCGAAGGGGUUGUUAACGCUUUAAACGAAUUAGCGAAGCAAAUUCAAGCACCCGUGUAUGGGUUACAAUGCACUAAAUCAACACCGCUAAACACAAUCGGGGAAUUAGCUGGUUUUUAUAUAGACGAAAUCAAAACUGUGCAACCAAAAGGACCUUACACGUUAAUUGGUUAUUCUUUCGGGGCUUGCGUAGCUUUUGAAAUGGGGGUUCAACUCGAAGAGAAUGGGGAGAAAGUUAAAUUAAUGUUAUUAGAUGGAUCGCCAGCUUAUGUAGCUACGCAUACCGGAAAAGCUAGAACUCAAAAGUUAAUUCGCGGAGAAGCUAGUGCGGAACAAAGUGAAGCUUUAGUCUAUUUUAUUCUCCAAUUUAAAGAGAUUGAUCAACAAAAGACUGUGUCUGAGAUGUUAUCCCUAAAAACUUGGGAAGAACGUUUAGCGAGGGCAACCCAAAUCCUCUCCGGAUCAACUCCUUUCCCAAGCGAACAAUUAGCGGCAGCAGCGGCUAGUUUUUAUUUUAAAUUGGUGGCGGCCGAUAAAUAUAAACCAACGAAACAAUUUCAAGGUGACGUUACUUUAGUGAGGGCGAUUGAUAAUUAUGUACAAAUGGGGGAUGAUUAUGGUUUAAGUGCGGUGUGCAAACAAAAAGUAUCAGUUUUACCAUUAGAAGGUAACCACAGAUCGAUAUUGGGCGGACAAACGGUACUAAAAAUAGCCGAUAUACUUCACCAAUCGAUUGCUGUUUAGAUAAAGUAAUACUAAUUUGUUUUUAAAGUCAAGACACAUUCCUAAAAUCUCCACUUCACGUAAAAUACUCUCAAAAAGAAUUGCAGUCCUAUGCGUAGUUUGUUUUAGUAUUCAUACGGCUGUUAGUUUUUAUUUUAAUUGUUUUUAUAUUUAAGUUUUAACCAUUGUAAAUAUUAGUUUGAUGUUUCUUUUUUAAUAGGCUGAUAGUGAGUAAUUAGUUUAUUUUUGUACUGUUUCGUUUCGUUUUAUUUUUUUUUAUUGUGUUAAUUUUAAGGGACUGAUCUAUUUAUUUUUGUACAAAUAUUUAAUUCUAUUCAAGGAAGUGAAUAGGUGGUAUAAUAACUAUAAAAAUUUAUUUUCUUUGUGUGAUUUGGUAUCAUUACGAUUAAAAUAUAUGUAUGGUGUAUAUAAUCAAAAUAAAUAAUUAAGAAUCUU